AUGCAGCAGUCACCUUUUGAGAAUAUAUUUAACUUGUUAGGUGGUAUAACCGAAGGGAACGAGAAACCUAUGAAACAUGGGUUUUACAACGCCUUUGCGUUAUUCAUUUUAGUAAAACUCAAGUCGUGGUUUGAAGAUCUGGAGAAGUCAAACACUUCUGUGAUAUUAGGCUUGAUGGUUAUACCUGUCAACAUCGUAAAUUUGGCUUCAGACACAGUUGGGCACCAAUUCAUAGAAAAUUAUAAGACAGUGAUUGGGUUGCUGUCAGCAAUAUUUGUAUUGCCAUGGUUGUACACCUCUGUGCCGAGAAGCUUUACCUGCCUUUUUUGGCAGCUCAGCAGCUUCAUCAGCUUUUCCACCACCUUGUUAAUAAGUGUUUGCAGCAGCUACAUUACACUCACAAUAGUGUUGGCUUACCUCAUCUGCUUAUAUAUCUUAUGGACACCAGAAAGAGCAAGUAUCUUCCAAUUUACAUCGCAAUUGCUGUGGCUGGUGAUCUCAAGCUUUCUAGCCAGUCUCACAGGGUCUCUCCAAGUAUAUACUUUUGUUCUAAUACAAGCAAUUUGCAUUACUGGUUUUGCUUUAGAAGUUUUGGAUAUCCAUAAGAAGCUACUGGUGAAAGACCCAGAAGCAUCAAUAAUAGAGGCGUUACACAAAGCCAUUAAAAAUGACGAGGUCAUCGAAAAAACCACUAAUGAGAAACCGCAAGAAGUAGUGCAAGCAGAUGUCAGUGACAAAGAGGUUACACCGGAAAAAGAUUCCCCAUCUCCUGUCACUCCUGAAUCAGCACAUAAGAGGGGAAGUUGGACGGGCAAUGAACCAAUUCAAAGCUCUCCAAGACAUCCAAAACUCUUGUUCAAGACUAGAACACUGUCUGCAUUGCCUCUACCCGGCAACAAGCAGAAAAGUGAUUGUCGAUUUAUUCCAGCUUACAAACAUAGAUCUCUAGACGAAAACUAUAUGAAGAACAACUUUGACAACGAUGAAGAAACAGCUCUUUACUUCAAGUUUUUGUUCUUUGGAUGUAUGUGCAUGCUCGUGUGGAAACAUAUAUGGUUGCUACCAGUGAUGCUGUUCUUUUUGGCUAUACACGUACUAAAACGUCUGUUAAACUAUUUCGGCGUUUGGCUCUUCUUUGAAAAUCAUUUAAAUAAUUUCAAGAGUAAACUGAACAACUGGUGGGAACUCAGGCAAUCAGCUCUAAUGCCGUCACAUGUCCGCGGUAUUGGCAAGAUGUUGUCUAUAUGUAACGCGAGUAUCCGCGAAAUGGCGUACAGUUCUGUAGAUACUGUGUCCACUUGUAUAGUGAUCGUUGGACUAAUCCUAUUCCUCAUAGUUGCCAUCGUUUUCAUUUGUAUACAGAUAUAUUCGGAGGCCAUAGUGGUUGUACAACUAAGCGGCAGCUUGCUGAACAGCACGUACGUUCAAAACAGUGAGCUACACGCAUACCUGCCUGAUGGAUGGGAAGAGAAACUCGAUUCCCUUAUCGACAAUGCGUAUACAUACGGCAGAGAAGGAAUCUCAACAGCGGUGAAAAGCAUCCUUAAAGAAGGCGAUCCAGAAAAAAUAAACCGCGUAGAACAACAAAUACUGGAGCUUUGGGAUAGAGUUUACCAGAGCUGGGUAUCGGGUCACUUCGCUGCAAGCGUUGGGCCGCAAGUCGACGGCUCUGCCAUACAGGACUCCUGGGACAACUUUGUCAACGAUGUCUCUAAUACUCCGGGUACGUUUGAUUAUUCUGGUAUAGUUAGCUGGGUACAAGCCAACCUGGGCACGUUGAGUGCGAUAGCUACAAGCAUAUGGGCGCCACUGGCGAGCAACGUGUCACUGUUGGCGGGGUCAGUCGGCGCACUCACCUCUCUCCUGCUGUGUGGCGGCAGUGCUCUCAUCAACAUCUUCAUUAAUUUGGUGGUGUUCUUUACAACAUUAUUCUAUUUGUUAGCGUCCAGCAAUGCUCUGUACAAACCGGUCGAGGUGAUCACACAAGCGCAACCAAAUUUUGGACCCAGGGUCGGCAUUGCCCUCUCUGUUGCUAUCAAUCAGGUGUUCAGGGCUUCCUUCAAAAUGGCACUAUUCUACGGUUUGUGGACGUGGCUAGUACACAAUUUGUUCGGCGCCAAAGUUGUGUAUUUGCCAUCAGUGAACAGAGUUGGCACAUGGUAUGGGCCAACUCCAAAGGGGCAUUAA
Arctia plantaginis is the source of this 2187-nucleotide messenger RNA. The record is from the annotation of a GenBank genome assembly. NCBI's taxonomy places the organism in Eukaryota, Metazoa, Arthropoda, Insecta, Lepidoptera, Erebidae.